CAUAUUUCAUAAUAUGGUAUUUACAUCUUGGUCACGAAAUACAAGAAACUUUCAUCCUGGUUGUGUCGGGAAUGGCACACGCGGUGUCUUCCUGUCAUGUCUUGUUUGUUACCAUUUGUCAUUACUCUUUGACACGGGCAAGUGAGCACGAUUCGUUUCUUGGUGCUAUUGCUCAAAGAGUAUAUUGCUGUGUUACGCGUGUUACUGUCAAAGUGUCAAGUCAAUGGUUGUCACUUGCUGUCAGUCGAGGACAGGUUGAGGGUGAUCCGAGGGAACCUAUUAAUGGAAGAAGUUGCUUUCCCAAGAUUGACCGGUCUUUUCUGUCCACUCUCUAUAAUCAACAGCUACAGCCAGGCAGCCAGUUAUAACUUCACUUCAAUUUUUCAUCGUGGUGUUACUCUACAUUCAGUAUAGAGUAGUAUAAAGAAAUCUCAACUGCGCGGAAUGGAGGACAACGAAGCCAGAAUGCGGUUGGUUGAAAUGGAAUCCAGGAUGUCCCUUCUGGAGGAAUCUGUGAACAGAGCGGUUGGAACUCUGAUGCCGAAAGUGGAUGCUCUCUUGGCCUAUAGAAGACUUGGAGUACAGGCAAUUUCCAACCCUCGUAGGUCUACCUCUGCCAGAACACCCGCGUCAUUGGUCGAGAUGGCGAGAAGCGGGGAUUAUGAAGCUUUACUCGGUUGGCUAGCAACCACUGGAAUUGACGUACAGAGUAACCCACCGCGUACAAAUGAUGGGGAUACUGCGCUGCACGUGGCUGCAAGUGGAGGACACGUGAAAGCCGUGAUGGUCCUUUUGGGCGCGGGGGCGAAGGUUAACGCUUCCGGCCACCGGCUGCGCACGCCGCUGCACUGCGCCGCCGCCCACGGCCACCUGGCGGUCGCCCAGCGCCUCCUGUUGGCCGGGGCGCAGGUCGACGCCGAGGACGCGGACGGCCACACGCCCCUAGGCCUCGCUGCGGAGCAGGGCAGCAGGGACGUAGCGAACCUACUUCUCCAGAAGGGAGCGAAGCCAAAUGAAAAGGCAGUUGCUUUAGCUGCAGAGGGUAGUCAUUGGGAUUUGGUCGAGUUUUUUCUGCAAAUUGAAUCGUUAAUUAACGCGUGUACUAAAGAAGGAGAUCCUUUAAUUGUGCUGGCUGCGAAAGCCAACCGAUGGGGGAUGGUGCAUCUGCUGUUGGAAAAAGGGGCGUCUGCAACAAAGUGCAAAGACGAUGAAGAAUGCGCUUUGGCAUGGGCGUCUCAGGCCGGCCAGGCAGACGCCGUGCGAGAGCUGCUGCGUCGCGGGGCCGCGUUAAACGCUCGGCAGGUUGUAUGGGGGCUUAUGAAGGCCAAGAGUUCCGCUGUGGUAUGGGCCUUCGUGGACGUGGUGCACAACAAAGUACACGGCCAGGCUGGAGGAUUGGGCCUUGUGCACGCCGGUUGCUACGGUCGCUUGGAGCCGCUAAUGGCGUUGUUGAAAGCGGGCGUGAAUGUCAACGCAACGGAUAGCGCGAACGGCACUGCCCUCUACUACGCAGCCAGUCACGGACACCUUGCGUGCGUGAGAGAGCUGCUUCAACAUGGCGCGGACGUCAAUACCAAAAACGCAAAGCACAAGUCCGGAAACACGCCUCUCCAUCAGGCUUCCUCAAAUGGCCACGUGGAGUGCGUGCGUGUUUUGUUGGACGCCGGAGCGUAUACUACAGAGAGGAAUAAGCAAGGAAAGACUCCACUUCAGGUUGCUCGUUUGGACAACGUGCGUGCAGUCUUAAAUGGGUUACAGUAAGUUCUAAAAAUGUAUAUUGAUGGAGCUGAAAGUUUCAAAAAAUAUUAAGAAUUGAAAAAAUAAAACCAAAAAAACUCUUACCUAAGAAUACAUAAUAUAAAAACAAACGGCCCUUCUCAAUGGAAGUGAAAUGUAUCCCUUCUCAGAGCAUACGUACACAAUUAGCGAAGAGCGGAAGUGGAGUUACGAAAAACGACAGGUUGUCCAAGAUAAGAUGGGUAGAUGUAAUUAUAUAAGGAAUCAUGGAAUACAAAUGCAAUUGACCACAACUUGUUCAAAGAAUCAAUAACUCUGGUUAUGUAAAUUAGUACGGAAAAAAAUAUACGUGAAGAGGCAUAGGAAAGCAAAGGAAGAAAUUGGGAAGUUCUGUAAGACCGGACCACAGAAGCCUAAUCGUUGAAGCUACAAACGCGGUGGUGGAUUAACCUAUAAGUGGAACUAGGCAAUUGCCUACCCCGACGUCUUAAAGUAUUUUUUUAAACCUUUUUUGAUAAAUGAAAAAGUCAUACUAUAUUUUUGUAAUCUUGUAUUAAUUUUUGAGAUAUUUUGAGCUUGGAAUGCAACUAUCGAAGUCGGUUACAUACAACAAAACCGGAAAGUAGUGGAGUGUUUUAUAUCGUGAAAACUAUUCUUUUUAAUACAGUCACUUUCUUGUUGCACGAUUUCGGGUUUAAAAUUUUUAAAAUUAAAUAUUUCAUCAAUACUUUUUAUGAGAUGUUAAUAUAUACAUUCAAAAUGCAUACUUCAAUAACUCAUGUCAGGGUCAAUGAAAACUGCAGGGAGCCUCUCAUUUGCAAUUGCCUAGGGUCCCAUUGAGUAUUAAUCCACCACUGUACAAUCGGCAGUACUGUGUUGCCCAUUUAAUAUUCGACCAAACAUGUAUUAGAAUAAGCAGCUGCAACUAAUCAAUUUAACAUAUGUAACAAUUUAAACGAUUCCAAUAUUCUUUACUUGCAUUGUACUGCACUCAAUCAAAGGAUUGGCUUCUGUUAUUCUUUGAACUCUUUCUCGUGUAGCAUGUUCAAGAUUAAAUGUGGCUCCUCUUGUGGUUAUUAGAGCACCCCCCCACCAAAUCUUAAGCUCUCUCGCCCACAAGAUCUGGCCAUCCCAGCAAAAUCGCAGAGGAGAAAAGAUAGUACGGUGAUCGAGUAGAGGGGGUGGGAAAGAAUCUUCAGGAAGAAGAAGAUAGAAAUGUUUUGAAUAGUAUAUAAUACAAUUUUAGUUUUGGUGUUAACUUUCAGUAUCGACACUAAUAGCUUCGACUAUUCGUCGAUGCAUCAAGGAAAUUUGGUCACUUGGGCACUUUUUAAGUGUCCUAUGUUUUUUUGCAUUAUGAUAAUUUUUUGUUUGUGUACC
Molecule: messenger RNA, 3117 nt
Organism: Gryllus bimaculatus (two-spotted cricket)
Lineage: Eukaryota; Metazoa; Arthropoda; Insecta; Orthoptera; Gryllidae
Source: the annotation of a GenBank genome assembly